UGUGAUGGUUCUUCGAUGCACAUGGAAUGGCCGUGGGUGGAUGCGAGGCGAAGUACGGCGGACAACUUGAGACAGGACUGCAGAAUUCGCUUGUGAUUUCAUUGAAGAAUAGAACGUAAACAAAAAACAACGGAUAUUAUGCAUUUUAAUUUUUAUAUUUUACUUUUGACUGGUGGGGGGAGUGUGGGUAAUUUUUUUUAGUCAUUUGAUUGUGUGUGAGGGCAUCCUCCAUGGUGAGGGUCACAAUUUCUUCAAGUUCAACUUCUUAAAAAAAGUUUUAAACUAGGAUUUUGACUUUUGUUGUUGUACAGUAACAGUGGGUGUGCACCCCCCCCCCAAAAAAAAAACCAAGAUGGCAAAUUUGAAUUAUCACAACCGAGUGUCUCCGUUGUUUCCCGCAGCACAAGCGAUGAAACCAAUGCCAACUUCAAUUGCAACUGGCAAUGCCAGUGGUGUUGUGCCUGGGGUCAACACUUUAAUAAAGCCCACUAUUGGCCGUUCUCAAAGUGGAGUACAAUCUAUGCAAAAUCUUGGUGGAAAUGCGAGGGGUGCACCACCAAGAAGCAGGGCUGCGACAGCACCAUUUACGUCUUCUUCAGGACGAGGGAUGGUGGGUGGCACACCAUUAGCGGCAGCAACUCAAAGUCUAACUGAAGCGCAGUUACAGGAGAAAGCAUUUGCUGCCCGAAUGAUGGGUGCACCAGUGGCUGAAAUGCCAAGCAGAACAGCACCGGGUGUUAUGAAUCAGGUACCUAUGCAUCAUCAGCAGCAACAGCAGCAGCAGCAGCAACAACAGCCUAGCCACAGCGUGAAGCAGACACAACAGCAGCAACCAUGGUUUCUAAGUCAGCUGCAACAACAGAAGCAGCCACAACAACAAAAUCAGCUGCAACAACAAAAUCAGCCGCAACAACAGUUACACCCGCAGCAGCAGCAGCAGGCGAGAAAGGCUUCUCCAUCUGUAAAAACUGUCCACCAGCCACUAAGCAGUUUAAAAUCUCAAAGCAUGCAGUCGCAGUUUCCUCAGCAGCAGCAACACUUUCCACAGCAACAGCAGCAGCUACCACAGCAGCAGCAACAGCUGCAGAUAUCGCAUCAGCAGCAGCCACCACAUCAACAACAGCAGCUACCACGUCAACAGCAGCAGCUUCCAAAGCAACAACAGUUAUCGCAGCAGCAGAGCUUUCAACACAAAAAAACAAGUCUUGCUACGACGAAUUCCGGGAGAUUGAGCCAAAAUAAAACAACACGAUGGGGUCAAUGGGAGCGGAAUAAGAGUAAUAAACCAAAUAAGAAUGCAGUACCAAUUGUAAAGGGGAUGCCUGAGUCUUCACAAAAGUCAGCCUGGUCGAUAGAGAAGAUCGUGAACACCGGACCUGGUCUUCUGGGUGCUUUUCCCACUUCUCAGAGUAGUUCAAUUCCAGUUAGUCAUGGUCAAAGUCAACCACAUCACAUUGGUGUUGGGUCUACACCAAUUACAAGUAAAGGCAAGACGACAAUGCCUUAUGACUCCAAUAUGGUCAUUUCCACACUGGCCGUAGUGCAGACGAGACCACCUCAAGUCAGCAUAAUGGAUAUCCUUAAAGGGUUAAAUUCCACCGAGGCGGAGAUUUUACGCAAAGCUUUACUCUCCGGGAACACAGAUAGUCUAGGGUUAACGUCGGCUAAUGCGUUGGACAUUCUUCAAGCUUUGAGAAGCCUUCAAUCUGGCGUGACUCCAGCAGACUCAAGAAAUGAGUCAAGCAAACCUUUUGAAGAAAUCAGCACCAACUGGCCAGGGAUUGAUGAAGUUCUGAAAGUCCCGAGUUCGGACGUAGCUUUGAAAGGUCUGAGACCAACGUCACCAGCCACUGAUCCCAGUCGUGGUUUGGGAACCAUUCUGGAGAUGUUGCGGUCGAGUCAGGAUAUCGACGACAAGCCAGCCGGAGGACCAUCCAAUUUUAUACAGUACAUCAGCGAGCCGGACUCAAGCUUCAACGAUAAUUGUACACCAUCAAGAGAAAUCAAUCAUCUUCAACCUAAUUUUCCUUCCGACAUGUCCAUUAUGCGUUUACCAUCCAAAGAAGAUACAACCAUAACACCAUGUGUGGGCCUCUUCGCUACAUGUACGUCGACCCCCAUGUCGGGUUUUAUUCCUUUCUUGUCCGACCCCACAGGAGAAAACACCAUAUCAGCCAGUGGAGGAAAAGCAACAGUACGGAAAGGUGAAAGGUCAAGUGAUGGACCAGAUUCUUCAAAACAAAGAAAAACAAGUAAUGGAGAGACGAGACAUGAUAAUAGGUACGACGGAGAAGGUUCUGCUCAGAGGAAGGCUGAUACAAAGAUCGGCGACAGAAACAGACAUGAUGAUCGACAGAGAGACGAUCGACAGAGAGAUAGAGAGAGGACCUCCCGGCACGACAGAGGUCGCUCAGCAACAGGGAGAGACGACGAUAGAAGGUCGCAGAGUUAUCGUAGAGAUGAUGGUAGGAAGAGGGGAUAUUGUUCACCAUCAAGGAGAGGGAGGACGAGAAGUCGCAGCCGAGAGAGAAAGGAGCGUCGUUCCAGAUCCAGGGCAGCUUCAGGUGGUGACAGAGUCAGGGUAAACCAACGCGAAGGCCAGAACCGGAGAGGAGAGAGCCCUACUCACAAACGGAUGAAAACUGGUGAGUCUAGCACCAAAGAAUCCACCGCUGACAGAAACUCAAGUGGUAGACCUAAUCAGGGAGGUACAACCCCACGCUUGGAUCAACAGAAGGCUGUCGCUCCUGAGAAUAAGAAGUCGACAACUGAGCAGUCUACAACAGAGAAGUCGACAACUGAGAAGUUGACAACUGAGAAGUCGGAUGUGAAACAGCAAUCAGCUGAACAGCCCAAAGUUGACGAAAGGAAACAGGAUUUGCCAAAGUCUCCAACCAAAAUUCAACCCCUGAUGGCAAUUGUUACUUCUAGGCAUGCUGAAAUAAAAUCCUCCGCUAGUCAUUUGACACCAACCUCUUCACGCCCAAGUACCUCAGCUUUGACCGACGCUAAGAUGGCAGUCAGGGAGCAAGCCAAGGCAAAGAAGAAGAAGGCUGUGAAAGGGACCCUGACCGCUGAAGAAGCCAAGAAGGUGGCGGGAACCCUGAACAAUACACCUUUGAUCAAUAACAUCGGUGAAAGCAGUAUUUCUCAUCAGCUGAAACAGUUGAAGGAAGUUGGAGUGGAUAAGCAUGUGGAGACGAAGGAGUUGGUCGACUGGUAUUGCUAUGUGUGCGGAAUGUUCUGCACGUCAUGGGCUCCGUACAUCACUCAUGUGGAGGGACGCAAACAUAAGUCAAUGUUUACGAAGCUACAUGAGAUCGGUCAUGCAGCUCUUAAGAGGGUACUCAUCUCCAAGCUGGAGGAACUACCCGAGAAAGGACAAGGCGAUCCCAACAAAUGGGUCACAAUUAGGCAACCUAACUUUGGUCAACACCAGAUAUCCCAGCUAAGCAUCAACUCUGUUCCGGGUGAUUCUGAUGAGCAGAUCUACUUUUGUCGUAAAUGUUUCCGGACCUACAUUGGAAGUCAUAAAGAUCACCUAGGGUCGCCUGAACACAAGAAAUACGUGGCAAUGCGACCAAGAUGCAAGGCGUGUAACUUGACGUUUGUCACCCGUAAAUACUACCAGAAACAUCUUCAGUAUGCAGCUCAUGCUGUGGCUGCAAAAAACGCUGCUGAUGCUGCGAAGGAGAAGGACGGGUCGAAGGAAUCGGAUCAAAUGAGUGAUGAAGGAUCUGAAGGGAAGGAAAAGGGGAAAAAGGACCCGUCUCAGAGCAAAAAGAAGAUUACAGGACCGGAGUUUAUCAUCCCAAUCUCUGGCUUCUUCUGCAAGCUUUGCUCCAAGUUUUACAACAAAGAAAAGGCAGCGAUGGAGUAUCAUUGUUCUACGGACCUCCAUGAUAAAAAAGUCAAGGAAUAUUACACAAGUCGAAUCAAGUCAUCAGUUGCUAGUCUUAAGGCAAGUCCAGGAAUAUUAGUCAAUGAAGCGGGACCAUCGUCAACAACAACAAUCAACAAAGAAAUCGACAAAGCCAAGCCAUCGUCAACGACAACAGUCAACAAAGUGAAACCAUCGUCAAUGACAAUGAUCAACAAAGAAAUCAACAAAGCAAAACCGUUGUCAUCGACAACAAUCAAUAAAGAAAUCAGUAAGGCAAAAACAUCGUCAAUGACAACAAUCCACAAAGAAACCAAUGUAGCAAAACCGUCGUCAACGCUAACAAUCCACAAAGAAAUCAGUAAGGCAAAACCAUCGUCAACGACAACAAUCCAUAAUGAAACCAAUGUAGCAAAACCGUCGUCAAUGACAACAAUCAAGAAGGAAGAUUCAUCCCAGAAAGCAGCAACAAUUAUCAAGAAAGAACUAACGAUGGAAGAGAUUUUGCCGAUGCAAUCAACGCAAACACUUGUCCUAUCCAUUCCAAAGAUGUCCUCAUCUAAAAUCGCAGCCCUUAAAGCACCAAACUCUGAGGCAUCAAAGAAAGCUAAAUUCAUGCCAUCCCAUCAUGCUACUGUGGAAUAUGUUGCGCCAAAAAGUACUCCACUUGAAAAUACUACUCCCAAGAAUAUUUCAUCCAAGACGACGGUGAAUGAAACAACAACCGAAACUAGCAGAAACGUCUUUACAACCUUGUUAAGCCCAAGUGCGACAACUACAUCAUCGAGACCUUUGUCGGGCUCUGAUGAAGAUUUUCUUGGAUCUAAAAUACCUGACGCGAAAGAAAACUCCAGUAUGCAAGAUGACAUCACAAAUUCUUCAGAAAUGGAAGUGUCCGACACCCAGAUGGACCAAGAGCACAAACCAGACUCAAGUGAGAAUGAGAACGAAACAGGCGCGGCGCAGGAUGUCGACUGGUUCGGAGAGAUGCCCGACUUUGAGAAUAUGAUUUCCAUUGACGAGGUCGGGGAAUCAGACGACGAGGAAGACUGUGAAAUAAUUGAGGGGGAAUGGGAGGUCAUUUCUGAAACGGACGAAGACCAAAUUGUUGAGAUAGAGUAGCCCUCUCAUUUAAUACAUAAAUAUCAUAGUGGCUACUUAAAUAGCGCUGAAAUCCAUCACUCUGUGGUGCUGUAACAGUAUUAUAAUUCAUCCUGCAAGGUACAAUGUAUGUGGAGCUAUGUUUUAAAAUAUGAGACAAAUUCCAAUCUAUUAAAUGAGACCUAUUCCUUCACGCAGCACCAUGUAAUGGUUUACAAGGUGCUGUGCUGCAAUAUGCUGCUGAUCAAGCCAGGAAAACACCGGGCAAACCCCUUUAUCUUUACAGUAAGUGCACUGGGUCCUUUUACUUGCGUUCUUCAUAACACACUGCACCUGCGCCUAUACGUCCAGUCCAAAGGCAAAGCGAUAAUGGUUAAGUGUCUUGCUUUAAGGACACAAGUGUCAAGACGGGACUCGUAACCACCCUCUGCUCUGAUCAGAAACACCAGAGCUUGAGUCAUGUGCUCUUAUCUGCUCAGAUUAUUCGGGAACAUUUUAAUAUUUAUAUAUGUGUGUGAGAUGGAGAAUACUUCUGAAAUACUUGUAACUUGAAAGGGUUGGUCGUGUUCCUUACAAAUGUGUCUUGUAGCUGGUUAAUAGACCGAUCCAUUAAGCUCCGCCCCAUUGCGUAUUGACCAAUCACAACGCAACGAAGGUCCGACAAA
Asterias rubens (European starfish) is the source of this 5646-nucleotide messenger RNA. RefSeq lists its product as uncharacterized. NCBI's taxonomy places the organism in Eukaryota, Metazoa, Echinodermata, Asteroidea, Forcipulatida, Asteriidae. Gene Ontology annotation, cellular component: nucleus. Gene Ontology annotation, molecular function: nucleic acid binding; zinc ion binding. The record is from RefSeq and is a predicted model, not a curated record. The transcript has 9 exons. The coding region runs from base 353 to 5002 and encodes 1549 amino acids.